ACGGGAAAGGGAAGGUCCCGUAGCGAAGAAAUCUGGUAUAUGAUGAAGGAAGGUUCUGCUACCAUGAGUUCUUCAGCUGCAAAUCCCAAGAUUCUGUACAGGAAUUCUCGCCUACUCCGUAUGGUGUUCCUACAACUCCAUCGCCAACAAAGGGCUGACUUAUUUUGUGAUGUUGUCCUACAAGCAGAAGGCGAAGCUGUUCCAGCUCAUUGUUGCAUCCUGUCGGCCUGCAGCCCCUUCUUCACAGAGCAGUUGGAGCGAGAAAUGCCCCCCAAGGGACACAAGGUGGUGCUGGAAAUUCGGGGGCUGAAAAUUGGGACGUUGCGUAAAUUGAUAGAUUUCCUCUACACAUCUGAAAUGGAGGUGUCCCGGGAAGAAGCCCAGGAUAUUCUUGCAGCUGCACGACAGCUUCAGGUGUCAGAGCUAGAUUCCUUACAGUUAGAGGGAGGAAAGUUAGUAAAAAAAACAUUGGGCCGGCGAUUAAACAGGAACUGUUUGCAGCUAGCCAGUCCAGUGUCCAUGUCAGAGGCAAGUUUAAUUCAUUCUCCCUCUGGAGGUAGCUUGACAUCCUGGGUAGCCGCAGGCAAGCAAGCAAUAUCCAGCAGUGAUUUUAUACCAUGCUCCAAAGAAAUAAGUAGCCACAACAGUACUGAUCAAAAGGAUGUAAAGAAGCAAAAGCUUACUGCAGCAUUGCUGGGUAGGGACAAGCAGGUUCCAAAAGGCCAAACAAUUACUGCUGAUCCCCUGAAAAUGAAAGUUAAAAAACGCCCUUCAGGCACAGUAAGGACUAUAGUGGGCAGUAAUGAGAAUGGUGGUCUGCACAGAAAGGAGACUGAGGCUGGAGAGACGCACGCUAGAGCCAGUUUGCAGGAUUCAAAAAAGAUAAAGCUCAGCCGUCCAAAGCUUUCUGCACCACCUUUGUCUGUGCCUUGUGCCACCAAAGACCACUGCACUGUGACAUCCAGCAAAUCCUCAAGGUCUGUUAGACGUCUCUGGAGACAAAAAUGUCCUGGCAAGGAUGAGGCAAGAAGAGAAGAUAGUAACCAUUUUUGUGGCUUCUGGAGCCCCCCUCUCCUUCCAAAAUCUACUAAAGGCAGAAAGCGCAGCUCCAGCGAGCCGGUGUCCAGCUCAAACCGUCCCCAAGAAGUAGGUCAGAUUGGCCGGGUAAAGCUCAGGAAAAUUAUCAAUGGCAGCUGCUGGGAAGUGGUGCAAGAAUCACCUGCUGUGCAGCCCACCAUGGUGGCAAAUGCUGUGUGCACUUUGAAAGACGAGGGCUCCCAGUCUCAGCCCAAACAUCCUAAACCAGAAAUGGCAGAUGUGCAGCAGUUGGCCUGGUCUGCUAAACUGCUCCCUACAACUUUUGAGGCUGCACCAGCUCCUGAAAGGAGUGUGGUAGAACUACAUGAGACCAAGGUGGCCUUAGAUGAAGGAGAUGGUGCUGCUGGGAAUCAUUAUGACAUGAAUGUAUUUAUGCUGGACCAUCUGGCCAAGGGAGAGCAGUAUGAUAGCCUUGCUUCAGCUGGAGAAUUGGAACAGAUGCUAGACUUGCUUCUGGCUGAUGAGGAUGCCACUGGGGGAAUCCAGAGCACCACUAUUACACAAGGCCUGUGUGUGUCACCCCAUGCAAAUGAGAAUGCCCUGGGAAGUUUUGGAAUUGAAGAAAAAGAGAAGCGUUGUGCAGUUGGUCCACAGUUAGACAAGAUAAAACUUAGUCUCCAGCAAGAGGCCCCUGAGCUGAAAAUCACCAAAAGAGCCGGUGACUCAACAAAUGGGGGCCCUUUGUUGGACCCUGUCCUUAGCUAUCUUCCUGAGCCUAAUGGUGACUGUCUUUCCUUGUGCAUGUCAGCCUCUCCCCCGCUGGGGGGUUGGGCAGCAGCUCAGUGUCAGCUGUCUGAAUCCACAAAUGGGACUGCCAAGUUUGCUGCGCCUUUGCCUGUCACUUGGACGGGUGAUGAGGACCAAGGGCUUCUAACCUAUGAUGUGGGAAUCUCAGAUGCAGAAAUGCAGUCACUUACUGAAGCAGUGCUGAGCAACCCUGGGCAGCACAAUCUGGGCUGCAAGCUGCCGUCCUUCUUAGCCAGCCUAGAAGAAGAAAACGUAGAUGUUGGUGGGGUAGAGGAGCUCUUUCUUAAUAUUGAAUGUGUCCGGCCAGAUCCCUCUCCUGUAUCUGAAACUGAGGUGGAUGUUCUGAGCUAGUGAGUGCAAGCGGUGGCAAGGAGUUGCUUUGACUACUUGGU
Messenger RNA from Python bivittatus (Burmese python), 2237 nucleotides. RefSeq names its product BTB domain containing 18 (gene BTBD18). Gene Ontology annotation, biological process: positive regulation of transcription elongation by RNA polymerase II. The record is from RefSeq and is a predicted model, not a curated record. NCBI's taxonomy places the organism in Eukaryota, Metazoa, Chordata, Lepidosauria, Squamata, Pythonidae. Gene Ontology annotation, molecular function: protein binding.